AUGAAAAUAAAAAGCUGGUGUAAACCACCUUUAAAAUGUUCUUACAGUAUUCCAGAGAUUCCCAAAUCAUAUAAGAUAUUUGGUAUGCAGUACCCGUCUAAAGAAAAUUCAUUAACAAAUAUAAAAGAGAUGGUUAAAGAAAGUUUCAAAAAAUAUCUAGAACUAUUAGAAACACUAGAUCCAAAAAUGAUUGAAGAAAUAGAAAGUAUACAUCUUAAAAUUAAUGAGAUUUUAAAUGACAAUAAACAUAAAGAAGUAAGUAGUAAACUAAAUGAUAUAAAAAAUGAAACAAUAAAAAAAAAGAAUGAAAUUUUGGAUUAUUUAGAAAAAAAAAUAAUGUAA
Molecule: messenger RNA, 342 nt
Organism: Vairimorpha ceranae
Lineage: Eukaryota; Fungi; Microsporidia; Nosematidae
Exons: 1
Coding region: 1-342 (113 amino acids)
Source: RefSeq, a predicted model, not a curated record